This is a messenger RNA of Brassica napus (rape), 828 nucleotides long. RefSeq lists its product as uncharacterized. The coding region runs from base 1 to 828 and encodes 275 amino acids. The record is from RefSeq and is a predicted model, not a curated record. The transcript has 3 exons. NCBI's taxonomy places the organism in Eukaryota, Viridiplantae, Streptophyta, Magnoliopsida, Brassicales, Brassicaceae.
AUGGUUGACAAGGCUUGGGUUCAUCUUAGCAGAGUUGAUCCUUCUUAUGAGAAUGGGGCUACAAAGUUUGUACGGGAUGUGGCUGAAGCUUUGAGAGGGUUUGAUAUGAUUGUAUGUCCUUGCAUUGACUGCCGCAAUAUAGAUCUUCACUCAGGAGAUGUUGUAGUUGACCAUCUCGUUACUAGGCGAAUGGAGGAGGCAUACAAGAAUCGGUCUGAUUGGUAUCUACAUGGAGAACUGAACUCAAGGGUUGAUUGUGAAAGCAGCACAAGUCAGUGGAAUGAUGAGAUAUUUGGGUUAUACAGAGCUUAUGAGUGUUUAGAUGAAGAGUUAGCGGGUACAAGGGAGUUAUCUGAGAUGGCAGAGGGAGACGACAAGAAAGAAAAUGAAUUCUUGGCAAAGAUAGCUGAAGCUGAAACACCUUUGUAUCCGAGCUGUAGCUUCAAUGAUCUGCUGGAGACCUUACCGGAGAUGUUACCAGAGGAUAAUGUGCUCCACACUUCAUUGUACGAGGUUAAGAAAUUUUUAAAAUCAUUUGAUAUGGGUUACGAGAAGAUCCAUUCUUGUGUGAAUGACUGCUGCCUAUUCAGAAACUGGUUGAAGAAACUUGAGUACUGCCCAAAAUGCAAGGCGACGAGAUGGAAGACUAAUAUCCAUACUGGUGAGAAGAAGAAAGGAGUCCCACAGAAAGUAUUACGCUACUUUCCAAUAAUCCCAAGGUUGAAGAGAAUGUUCCGGUCUGAGGAAAUGGCUAAGGAUUUAAGGUGGCACUUCAGCAAUAAAAGCACUGAUGGGAAACUUCGACACCCUGUUGAUUCAGUCACAUAG